Molecule: messenger RNA, 1289 nt
Organism: Halichondria panicea
Lineage: Eukaryota; Metazoa; Porifera; Demospongiae; Suberitida; Halichondriidae
Exons: 4
Coding region: 93-848 (251 amino acids)
Source: RefSeq, a predicted model, not a curated record
UAACCCAAAUAUGCCAAUGUAAACUGGCAGCUGGCAAAAUAGUAUAAAAACACUAUUUUAGUCCAUGAGACCAUACAAACAAUACAACAGUCAUGGAUGCAACAGAGACUACCGCAGCAAGCGUAAAUGGACAACUUAUUGAAGAGGAAUAUGAUCAAGUUGAUAAUUUUAAAGUUGUUAAAGAGACAGACAGACACUUAAGCGGCAGUCCUACUCCCAGUGAGCAGUCAUAUGUCGAUUUCGACCCAGCAGAUAACGAAUAUGUUGUCAAUGAUUUGGAUUCAUGCAGCAUCGAGCAAAACUGUGCCUACAUUUCCAAUACCGGCAUUAAUGAUCAACCGCCUGACUAUUUGGAGGUCAUAACUCAACAAAACAGUGACUACAGUAUUGAGGCCAGCAACGUCUACUGUGUGGCAGACCCUGCUGUUGCUGGACAUGAAAAUGGUGAGCUCUAUGAAGUACUACCAGAGAUGGGAGAGCGAACCCAAAUAGUACCACAGAGGAGAGAGCAAAAUAACGUAGUGCAAAAAAGAGCAAAGAAUACUAUGAAAAAAGUUCCACCCCGAGGUCUUUGUAGUUUUUGGCAAGGAAGGGUGGAGGUGGCUAUACGAAUUAUCAUUCUAAUGUUGGGACUGCCCCUGCUAUUGCUGCUAUUGCUGCCCAUAUCAGUGCUGCCCAUAUCAGGAGCCAUUGGUUUGGUCAGCUGCUUAACUUGUCUACCACAACUUAUGGUGAGCUGUUGUUUUGAGCUGCCUAUGCUACUGGGUAGAGUCUGCUCCAAAAAUAUCUCCAACUGCUUUCUAGCAUGGGACAUUACACACAACUGGACACUGUUCUCAUCUACUUAAUAGCCUGUGGGCAGGCCGCUUGGAUCACUACACUGUGGUCAAGUGAUUUACACAGUGCUCAGAGCAAUGAUACGAAUCGGAGCAAUGUUGGGGUACUACAAGCAGGAGUUGCUAUCUUUGCUGUUCUCACAGUGCUGUACUUCAUACUUGCAGUCCUGUACCUGUUCAGGGCUUGCUCGGUUAUAGCAGCCAUUAAGAGAAAACGUGAUCACAGAAAUGGAUCCAUGGCACUCACUCAGAGAACUUAACAUUGUAGCAAUAGAACAUGAGAUAACCCCUAUUAGGGUGCACUAUAUACUUUAUUGCACACACACACACACACACACACACACACACACACACACACACACACACACACACACACACACACACACACACACACACACACACACACACACACACACACACACACACACACACACACACACACACACACACACA